UUCAGCGCGGGAACGGUUUGUAGUGUAGUUCGAGUGGGACGGAAGUUUUUGAACACACACACACACAAAACCAAACAGAUAUGGAUCCUUCGGAGGUCGAGUUCCUUGCGGAGAAGGAGAUGGUGAAGAUAAUACCAAAUUUCAGCCUAGAUAAAGUCUUUUUAAUCGGGGGAGAUCUGGGUCCCUUCAACCCUGGACUACCUAUUGAUGUUCCCGUGUGGCUGGCUCUAAACCUAAAACAGAGACAGAAGUGUAGAAUUAUUCCUCCUGAGUGGAUGGAUGUUGAGAAACUGGAGGAGAUGCGAGACCUUGAGAGAAAAGAGGAUAUGUUUACACCUGUUCCCAGUCCUUACUACAUGGAGCUUACCAAGCUGCUACUAAACCACGCGUCUGACAACAUUCCUAAAGCAGAUGAGAUCCGUACACUGGUCAAAGACAUCUGGGAUACUCGCAUUGCCAAGCUCCGCCUGUCUGCUGACAGUUUCAUCAGUCAGCAGGAAGCUUAUGCCAAGCUGGACAACCUUACUCUGAUGGAGAUCAACACCAUACGAGCGUUUCUUCUUGAUACUCUCAACUGUAUGUACAAGCUACGGUCCAACUUGCAGUGAGGGGCAGCUCAUAGACUACUGGUAAAAAAGCUCAAACACACACAAGACUUGCUAAAAAGGGUUGGAUUUAGCAAGACUGGGGUUAAACCUAACAUUAAAGACAGUUUUCUGGAAAAGCGAAGAGAUUUACUCAGCUAUUUAAGUUAUCAUGUUGCUCUCCGAUCUGAUUUGUGUGUAUCUGCUGUUUGCAGUGAGUAUAUCAUUUGUGAAUGUUGUCAUUAGGUUUCAAAAUGUAUGUAUGUGCAUGUAAACAGAGUAUAUACAUGUAUACUUUUUUUCCUCACAAUUUUUAAUCAGUCUUAUUCUGAUUUUUGAUCUUGUUGUUGUGUUAGUGAUUAAAAAAUGUUUUCUGGUUUACUAGAUUGAAUGUGGUUUCUGUCAAACAUUGGUAAACUAAACAAUUCCUUCCUAAAAUGUAUUUAGGUGGGGGAAAAAAACCCAAAUUAAAAGGAAUUCCACUCAACUCUUGUUGCAUUUUAUUCUAGAGAUGGAUAAUAUUGGUUGAUAUUGUUCUCAGGAUUGCACCGAAAAUGAAUCUGUUUCCUAAUCUCCAGUGCAAAAUGUCCAGCAGUUAAACCAGAACCCACAAAGAGACAAAGGUUGAUAUUUAACAUUUUUGAAAUAUUUUAUUUUCUUUUUUGUCUGAAAUCACAGCCAUAUAUUCAUAAAUACCUAAUUACUACAUUCAACAAAGAAUAUAUUACAUUACAAUGAAUUCAAACAAGUACAUUUUAAAAACAGGAUUUCACAGCAUCUAGACAUCCUCCACUGAGUAAUGGGGCUAUUGCAUGAGCGUGCGUGGGCUGGAGACACGGGGAGGCUGAGCAAGAGAGGCUUACCACACUGCACCUUCCUCCCCAGCUCAAUGGCAGCUUACCUCAGCAUGCAUGCUCCCUCACUUACAGAUAGGUUACGCUGUUGGCUUUCUUUGUAAAAAAAAAAAAAAAUCUGACUACACUCUGUA
Messenger RNA from Pelmatolapia mariae (spotted tilapia), 1572 nucleotides. RefSeq names its product GINS complex subunit 2 (gene gins2). The transcript has 5 exons. Lineage: Eukaryota; Metazoa; Chordata; Actinopteri; Cichliformes; Cichlidae. Gene Ontology annotation, biological process: double-strand break repair via break-induced replication; DNA replication. The coding region runs from base 81 to 608 and encodes 175 amino acids. Gene Ontology annotation, cellular component: nucleus; GINS complex. The record is from RefSeq and is a predicted model, not a curated record.